Messenger RNA from Pocillopora verrucosa, 7569 nucleotides. Lineage: Eukaryota; Metazoa; Cnidaria; Anthozoa; Scleractinia; Pocilloporidae. The record is from RefSeq and is a predicted model, not a curated record.
AUGACUAUUCUUGCAGGCACCAUUAUCCCAGAAGCAAAAGCCAUUUUUCCUUUAAACAGCUUCUUUGAAACAAGGGAGAUCACUAAUAAACAACCCCAAGGCAUUCGUGGAGAUGUAUCCUUAGCGACAGGUCCGAAUGGUGACAUAGGUGGCUCUUACCAAUUCUCCGGGCAUCCAAACAGCUACAUCGAGUUCCCAAACGAUGGGGGAUUAGACUUGAAACACUCCAUCACACUGUUAUGUUGGCUGUAUCCUGAAAAUGCAAACUUUGCGCCUGUUAUUAUUUACAACCCAAGUGGUAAAUGGUCCGUUUGCUUUUGGAUAUUGUUUGGAAAACUUUACGCCGACUUCAGAAACAGAGAGUACUUAUCUCCAUGGGGUUCGUUGUUGACCAAUCAGUCUUUGGUGACGCACCAAUGGCAUUAUGUCGGUGCUUCUUACGAUUAUACGACUGGAAUGGCAAGUCUAUGGGCUAAUGGAGUGAGAGUACUAGAGAAGAAUAUCGGGGCCGGCAUAACGCUAGGUACACAGGAUAACGUCAGAGUUGGUGUUAGAGCAAAGGAUCGAAGAAUUGCUGCCAUACAGUUUUAUGACGUAGCCUUAACAGCAGAGCAAAUAAAUAAAGUGAAACGUCUUGGUUUAGAUGAAGAUGAAUGUCAGGAUGAGAAACACAACUGUCACGCAAAUGCUCAGUGUAACAACACUUUUGGCUCAUAUAACUGCACUUGCCUCAAUGGGUACUCAGGAGAUGGUGUGAGCUGUCUGGCCCCAGCUAUUUUCUUGUUUCGUUUAGAUAUCGACGAAUGUACUACAAAUGUGCACAACUGCGACCCAUCGGCUGUUUGUAGCAACACUGUUGGAUCUUUUCACUGUGCAUGCAUUGCAGGGUAUAAAGGAAAUGGCACAACUUGUGUAGAUGAAGAUGAAUGUCAGGAUGAGAAACACAACUGUCACGCAAAUGCUCAGUGUAACAACACUUUUGGCUCAUAUAACUGCACUUGCCUCAAUGGGUACUCAGGAGACGGUGUGAGCUGUCUGGAUAUCGACGAAUGUACUACAAAUGUGCACAACUGCGACCCACUGGCUGUUUGUAGCAACACUGUUGGAUCUUUUCACUGUACAUGCAUUGCAGGGUAUAAAGGAAAUGGCACAACUUGUGUAGAUAUCGACGAAUGCGCACUAUCAACUCAUAACUGUCAUGGAGUUGCUCACUGUUUUAACAAUCCAGGAUCCUUCAGCUGUGAGUGCCGAAAAAACUACAUUGGCGAUGGGAUAUCAUGUGAACCUGUUGGAGAUUUCUCAGUGACUAUUAGAAACAUUUCAAAAGACAAAUAUCAGGCCACACCUGUGCAGCGCUCAGUCAAAAGUGUCCGCGAAGCCCUGAUACUGGGCCUAAAUAAAGAUUUAACCGUAUUGACAAGUACCUUUGAAUGGAGUGUGGUUAGCGAAAUGGAGUUAGGUGCCUCGGAGUCAGCAUUAGGAACUAUAGUUAGUCAAGGGACAACGGAGUGGACGAUAAACAAACGAUCCAUACCUGCUGGUAUCUAUCAAGUGAAAUUCAAUGCUACACUUGCAAUCGGAGAUCCAGCAUCCCCAAAAGUUCUUAACGCCUUUGAUUAUGGCUUCAUCGAGGUUAUUGCGGCUCCCGUGCGAGCUAUUCUUGAUGGAGGAAGCAGUGUACGGUGGGGGUCCAAGCAAAACGUCACCGUGGAUGGCUCUUUAAGUUACGACGCAGACAUUGGCCCUGGAAUACAUACCGGGCUCAAUUUCAGUUGGUCCUGUCGGAGUGAUACUUUUGUAAGCAACACUUGCUUCGGUUCUUUUCAAAACGAAGGAGACUCAAACCCUGCAAUCAUUACCAUUGAUCCAAGUAAACUUGAGAUCGAUAAGACCUUCUUCCUACGGCUGAAUGUCUCCAAGGAUGUGAGAAGUUCCUUUGCCGAAAUGUCCUUUACGAUAGCUGCAGGAGAGGUACCACAGGUGACCCUGAGAUGCUUUAUAGAUUGUGCCGCAGUAGUGUCUGCUUCAAACAAGCUCCGGGUGACAUCAGAGUGUCUUAAUUCUCCUUGCAAUGGAUCCGUCUACGAAUGGCGUCUGUCCAUACUAAAGGGUUCAGACAGUUGGGAAAAUAUACCUAUUUUACCAAACAUGACUUCAACGGCUGUAAAUUCUACCAAUAUGAUAAUCAAGAAAAAUUCAUUAGAAUCCAAAUCGAAGUAUAAUCUAACAUUAAUGGUUACAUCUUUGAAAGGAGCAUACGGGCUUUCUGUGCUCCUCUUUGAAACCGCUGGAGAGCCGCAUAAUGGUUACUGCGCGCCGUCGGUCUCUGAAGGCGUCUCACUGGAUACUGAGUUUACUUUUAAGUGCUUCGAUUGGCAGGAUACAAGCCUACCACUGACAUAUGAAUUUGCACUUGGAGAGGCGCCUAUAUCUUAUGGCACGUCACCCUCGUCCGUGUCGACAGUGUUACCUGCAGGAUCGCCGAACGAAGAUUUCCACCAACAAGUCACUAUUGUCAUUAGGAAUGCGGUUGGAGUAUCCGUUGUAGAGAAAUUAUUCAUCAAGGUAAAGCCAUCAUCUGGCCUUGAUCCAUGUGUUUCAGCACCAGACGAAGUUGCAAUCAAGUUAAAAGGUUUUAUAGUCGGGGAAAAUAACAAGCUGGAUGAAUUUCUCAACAAGGGUGAACUCAGCCAGGCUGUUCAACUUGGUUUAUCUGUUUUAAAGUCUGCAAACGAAAAAAGUGAAUGUGGACAAGAAUUGGACCCUAAGGACAAAGCGUUGAUUUCCAACACAUUGAUAUCAAAGUUUACAGCCAUAACACCAGAGAAUCUUGAAAUGUCUCGCUUGAUUAUGUCAGUAGUAAGCUUAGCCAUGGGACUGGAGGCUCAACAAAAAUGCGAGAGCUGCAGUGACGGUAGCGGUAACAGUAACAAUAACAAUAUGGAAUUAACGAUGCAAUUGACUGAUAGUACAGCAAAUAUGAUGAUUUCCACCCUUAACGAUCCGGAGCAGCCUUUCACACCGGAAUUAGAAAAAACAGCUUCAAGUGUUACAGGUUGCCUCACGAAUGUUCUCAAGUCCGCUGCGGGCUCGAGUCAGGACGACAUAGUCUCGGCAGUAACCCCACCCUCACCAGAGUUCGUGAAAAAGGCCUCCGAAAAACUAAGCAACGUGUGCGAUGCAUUUUUUGGCCGCUUGGUUUCAUCAGAAGAUCUGCUCUUAAAGACUCCAAACUUGGCAAUAUCCCUGAAAAAGGUCACAGCUAAUGAUGCAAAAGGACUCAGCAUGGGAGAUGGAUCAAGUAAAUUCAAGCUCCCGAGCAGCCUUGGGAAUAUAGGUGGUGGAGAGAUAAAUGCAAAGAUGCAAGCUGUUGAUUUUAACCCUUUCACUUGGGACAAUAGCAGCAAGAAAAUCAAAUCAAGCGUCACGAGUCUUGAGCUUAAAAGUAAUAGCGCGGAAAAGAUAAAUGUUUCAAAUCUUGACAAUGACAUUGAGAUCUUGAUUCCCAUUUUUAGUCCACCUCAGAACUCCACCAACGGGACACAGCAUAGCUUUCUUAAGCCAAAUCAGAUUUCAGUUCGAAGUUAUUACGCAGAACUAGCCAAUGUUCCUGUAUCUCUUAAGUUGGGUACAACCAAAGCAGGAAUACAAAUCAGUCUGUUCAUAAAAUUUGGAAAAAGACCAACGAUAAAUGACUUUGACCACAAUUUUACAAUGGCGUUCACAUCUACAUGUGACAACCAAACAGAUGCUAAUGCAACCUGCUUUAUCAGAGAUAGCUCGGUUACAGUGAUGCCUUCUAAGCCAGGUUUCCUCUACGCGGGCUUAUUGUCUAGAAACCCUAAAAAUGAAAGUCAACGCUCUAGGCAAAGAAGGUCCUGUUUUGGAAAUCGUCGUGAAAGACGGUCAUGUGUGGGCGUUAAAGAUCCACCGCCAAAAGGAUCUCUCAGCACUGUGAUUCCGAAAUAUGAUUCAAACACAGACGUUAACUACACUUUGACCAUCACCCAGUCGAGUUGUUUGUAUUGGUCAGAGAACACAGAAAAGUGGACCGCGGAAGGUUGCCGGGUUAGCCAAGACUCGAACACCACCCAUCUUAAAUGUCUCUGCAAUCAUUUAACAUCUUUUGGUGGAAACUUCAUCCAAGCACCAAACCCAAUUGACUUCGACAAAGUUUUUACUGAGUUUUCAAACCUUGCUGAAAGUGGCAAUAUUUCAGUACUUGUGACAAUUGCCUGUUUUUUCCUUCUGUACUUCGUUGUCUUAAUCUUUGCAAGGAGGGCCGACAAGAGAGAUGUAGACAAGGUUUGCCCACCCAAAUUGAUACCGCUUGUGAAGGAAGGGGCCUAUUAUUACGAUAUGGUUAUAAGCACCGGCGUUUGGAAACAUUCAGCAACAACAGCCAACAUAACCAUCAGCAUCAAGGGCGAAAAUUAUGAGCAGAGUCAAAUUCCAUUGAGGGAGAAAGGGGAGUGGAGCGAGCUUUUCGGACGUGGGAGUAUCAACGGCUUUGUGCUCGUAAUGAAAGAACCCAUUGGCCCUUUAAAAGAAAUUAUUUUGGAACACGAUAAUUCGGGUGAUAAUCCGUCUUGGUUUGUAGAAAGCGUAGUUAUCCAAGACCGUCAGACCGAAGAAAGGUGGGUUUUCCCUAUAAAUAGGUGGCUUGCGUUGGAAAAAGACGACGGCCAAAUAGAAGUUACCGUGGACAGCAAAUCUUACUCUGCCUUCUCAGAUCAGGUUCGUUCGCGCUUUGCCAGAAAAGUUGCCGACAGUCACUUGUGGUUCUCAGUGUUUGGAAAAGCAUGUAGUAGUACCUUUACACGUGUGCAAAGAGCUUCAUGUUGCCUUUCAGUUCUGUUUAGUGCAAUGAUAGCAAAUGCCAUGUUCUAUAACAUUGGUGGUCAAUCCGAUGGUGCUAUACAGGUUGGGCCUUUUAAGUUUUCUUGGAGACAGAUAGUCAUCGGAGUACAAAGUGGCAUUAUCAUUGCACCGAUAAACUUAAUGAUUGCCUUCCUGUUUAAGUCUAGCAGCCCGAGGAAAAAAGGGAGUGACAAAUACAAAGUUACAGACGAGGCCCAACGACUUUUGGAUGAAAUAACGGACACCGGUUGUAUGCUUCCUCAUUUCUUUGUUUAUUUGGGCUGGUUUCUCUGCUUCUGUACGACAAUAGCAGCAGCAACGUUUACGCUGUUUUACAGUUUAAUGUGGGGAAAGGAAACCUCUGAACAGUGGCUUGCUUCUAUUCUAAUUUCCAAUGGACAAGAUAUUUUCGUUGUACAGCCCACCAAGGUUAUGAUAGCAGUCAUGGUUAUUUCCUUUCUCCUGACAAGAAAGAACAGAGGCAAAUGCGAUGAAGAAGAAGAGACUGCUAUCGAUUCACACGCAAUUGAGAUCGAUUUCUCGGGCGAUGAUCCCAAACAGUGCUUUAAGAAAUAUCAGCGGGAAAAGAUGAGGGAGAGAUCUAAAAAAGAAGCUCAGUUAACAAGGGUGACAAGAGACAUUAUUCUGCAUUUAAUAUUUGUGUUUCUUCUGGCUAUCGUAUCUUAUGGAAACAAGAAUGGAAACCGUUUUCUGAUGACAACUGAGAUGAGAAAUCGAUUCACUAAGUUUAAUCUGGUAAAGGAUGCGCACAGUUUAGAGGCAUGGUUAAAGAAUGAAUUCAUAUUAAACAUUUAUAACCAAGCGUGGUACAACCGACUCGAAGAGAAAAACGAUGUGUACGUCGGGAACAAGAUGUCGAUAUUAGUGGGAAUGCCCUGGUUGCGACAACUCAGAAUUAAAAAAGAUUCCUGUAGAUCGCUCUCGAAAAUGAUAGCAGAUUGUUAUUACGACUAUUCUCCAGAAAAUGAGGACACGACUUUUCUAAGCCUUCCAGGUUGGAUACCUCUCUCCCUCAAUACUUCGUGGCCUGAUGCUCUCCAAAUUUGCCCCAGGCCCUGGCGAUAUCAAUCAGCAGCAGAACUUCGCAACGACCCUAUUCUAGCGUCGUACAACUCUUAUGAAGGGGGUGGUUAUGCAGCAGUCAUGGGAUACGAUGAAAGCACUGCACAAGGCGUCCUCGACGAGACUAUUACUAAUGGAUGGCUUGAUCGCCAAACUCGAGCUGUAAUUCUAGAGUUUGCUGUUUUCAAUGUCAAUACAAACUUGAUUAGCGUUGCCACAUACUUUUACGAGGCCAUAGCUACUGGUGCAGCCUACACUACAAGGAGAAUUGAAACACUGGAGUUGUACAGCACUGAGUCAGGAGCUCUGAUGUUUUUCUUAAUUGGCCAGUUUCUGUUCAUGGCGAUGGUUCUCUUCUACUUCAUAGUUAUGUUAGCUCACCUUUAUCAACAACGUUUAGGUUUCUUCAAGUCUGUUUGGAAUAUGGUGGAUUUCUUUAUGAUAAUUUUCUCUGUAGCCUCUGUAGCAUUUUACAUGAUCAGAGCUAAAAGCGUUUUGAACACUAUCAAAUCUAUUCAAGCCAAUCCAUAUGAAAUCGUGCAUUUCCACACAGCCUUGAAUUGGCUUAACCUGGAAAAUGCGUCUAUUGCUGUCGCUGUUUUCUUGGUGACAGUCAAGCUUCUGAAUCUGAUUCGUUUUAACCCACACGUAAUAUAUUUGUUUUCAUCUUUUCGCCAAUCUAUAGGCUAUCAACUCUCGUAUGUGCUCUUUUUUCUGAUCGUGUUUAAUGCAUUUGUUAUAACAGGUAUGCAGUUUUUCGGUGGUGUAGUAUUAGAAUAUUCCAGUUAUCUCGAUGCAGUCAUGUCUCAAUUCGAAUUCCUGUUAGGAAAAGCAGUCCCAAUGGACGCUCUUCGAAGGGACAGACCCUUCAUUGGUCCGACGUUUGCAUUUUUGUUUUGUAUAUCCACAACUAUAUUUCUUAUGAAUAUGCUUGUUUCUGUCCUCAACGAAUCAUACGGUGACGCAAAAUCAAACGCAGAGGAAAAUGCAAAAGAGCUUGAAAUGGCACGUUUUAUUGAGGAGCGUUUAAUGGACAUUUUCCACGAGGGAAGUAAUCGGACUGAGUUUAAGUUGUUUUGUGAUGAGACAAUAUUUGUCAACAUGUGCCUUUCUGAAGUAGAGCCAUUUUGUUUGAAUUCUGAAAGUAUUAUUCAAUGUACAGAGGAACGAAUGUUAAAAGCUGAAAAACGACUAAUUUUUCUCACUCGACGAACAGAGUACAUGGAGGCUGAUUAUUUGAAAGAGGAGAAUGACUUAACUUACCUUUUGUUAGUAAUGAUAAAUCCUUCGGUGCGUGAUUCGGAAAAGAAAUCAAAAUAUGAUCUCUGAGUGCAGAGAUGUUUUACUGUAUAAUUUAGCUAAGUUUUCUUGCACUGAAAUUAUAUCUGGCUUUUCUACCAAGCGUAGAUAUUAUUGAAUGUUUAUUUUUAGGUAAGUGUAUCUUAUAAGUAAGUAAUUUAGUGUUAACAACUGGGUUGAAAACGUAAAUUAGCCACCGUAAAGAGUAAAAAAGCUGACGUUUCGAGCGUUAGCCCUUCGUCAGAGCGAUUAGAGGAAUUGUGGGUUGUGUGUGGAUUUAUAUAUAGAAAGUGGAGCUACGCCAUUGGUGGGAAUAUGGUGACGAGA